GGGGCUCCCGACUGGCAAGGGAGGCUGGACCCAAAAGCUGCAGCGGCUGCAGCUCGGGGAUCGGGGAGCGGACCAUGGCGGCGAACCUCAGCCGGAACGGGCCGGCGCUGCAAGAGGCCUACGUGCGGGUGGUCACCGAGAAGUCCCCGACCGACUGGGCUCUGUUUACCUACGAGGGCAACAGCAAUGACAUUCGUGUGGCUGGCACAGGGGAGGGUGGUCUGGAGGAGCUGGUGGAGGAACUCAACAGUGGGAAGGUGAUGUAUGCCUUCUGCAGGGUGAAGGACCCCAACUCUGGCCUGCCCAAGUUUGUCCUCAUCAAUUGGACAGGCGAGGGUGUGAAUGAUGUGCGGAAGGGAGCAUGCGCCAACCACGUCAGCACCAUGGCCAACUUCUUGAAGGGGGCCCAUGUGACCAUCAAUGCACGAGCAGAGGAGGAUGUGGAGCCUGAGUGCAUCAUGCAGAAAGUGGCCAAGGCCUCCGGGGCCAACUACAGCUUCCACAGGGAAAGCAGCCGCUUCCAGGAUGCAGGACCCCAGGCUCCAGUGGGUUCUGUGUACCAGAAGACCAAUGCCAUAUCUGAGAUCAAGAGAGUUGGAAAAGACAGCUUCUGGGCCAAAGCUGAGAAGGAGGAGGAGAACCGCCGGCUGGAGGAGAAGCGACGGGCUGAGGAGGAACAGCGGCAGCUGGAACAGGAGCGCCGGGAGCGGGAGCUGCAGGAGGCAGCCCGCCGAGAGCAACGCUACCAGGAGCAGCACAGAGAAGCCAGCCCCUCAGGCAGGACAUGUGAACAGCAGCAAGAAGUGGUUUCAAAGAACAGAGAGGAGCAGGUGUUUUCUGGUCAGCGGACUGCACACCCGCGGGAGAUUUUUAAGCAGAAGGAGAGGGCCAUGUCUACCACCUCCAUCUCCAGCCCUCAGCCAGGCAAGCUGAAGAGCCCCUUCCUGCAGAAACAGCUCACCCAACCAGAGACCUCCUUUGGCAGAGAGCCAACUCCCACUAUCUCAAGGCCCGUGGCAGAUGUCUGUGAGGAGCCAGCACCCAGCAUUCCUCCAAGUCUGGUGCAGGCGGAAGAGGAAGCCACAUACGAGGAACCCCCAGAGCAAGAGACCCUCUAUGAGGAACCUCCAAUGGUGCAGCAGCAAGACACUGGCUCUGAGCACAUUGACCACUAUACACAGGCCCAGGGACUCAGUGGGCAAGGGCUAUGUGCCCGGGCCCUGUAUGACUACCAAGCAGCGGAUGACACGGAGAUCUCCUUUGAUCCUGAGAACCUCAUUACUGGCAUCGAGGUGAUCGACGAAGGCUGGUGGCGUGGCUAUGGGCCUGAUGGCCACUUUGGCAUGUUUCCUGCCAACUACGUGGAGCUCAUUGAGUGAGGCUGAGGCCCAUCUUUCCCUUCCCCACCCAGAUGUGGCUUCCUUAUUGUUAAAAGAGGAGGUGCAAGAGUCAGUGUUCGCCAUUUCCAAGAAUGGAACCACCAUGAGGACAAGGCCUCAGGGCUUCCUCUGGCUUGGGUGGUUCAGCCUCUGUCACCCCAGAUGCAGCAAUAACCCAGUGAUUCACAAACACACUUCCUGCAGCCUCCCAGAUGCUCCCACUAGUCUGGCGCUUCACCUCUGUGGGAGACUGAGCUAAGCCCCACCUGUAGCAAGCCCCCAGGUAAUCUCUGCCUGAGGAGAGUAGGUACUGCCAAGUUGGGUCUCUGAGCAGGGGCAUCUGGGGGCAGCCUUCUGUAUUUGCCUUUUCUUUCUCUCUGGCUUCUAUAGGGUGGUGGCUGCAACUAUUUAGAAUGACCUUUGGGAACAGUGAAUUUAGAGAAUUGCUUUUAGCAGUCUAUGACCAAAGUCAGAGUGGACCAUGAUGAAUUUGAUAGCAGGGAAUUAUUGUCUUUCUGGAGCCUACCUGGCCCCACUCCAUUUCUGUCCCUGAGUUUGGGCCAUGGGAAGCAGGGAUGGGAUGACCAAGCUCCCAUCUCUGGGUAUGUGAAAAAUCAAAGACAUGUUGUGUCCUU
Messenger RNA from Sciurus carolinensis (gray squirrel), 2014 nucleotides. It is a transcript of the gene Dbnl, whose product is annotated as drebrin like. The record is from RefSeq and is a predicted model, not a curated record. Gene Ontology annotation, cellular component: cortical actin cytoskeleton; plasma membrane; dendrite. Bases 75 to 1379 code for a protein of 434 amino acids. Gene Ontology annotation, biological process: neuron projection morphogenesis; positive regulation of dendritic spine morphogenesis; regulation of actin filament polymerization. Lineage: Eukaryota; Metazoa; Chordata; Mammalia; Rodentia; Sciuridae. The transcript has 13 exons. Gene Ontology annotation, molecular function: actin filament binding.